GCCAAUCGUAAUUUGCAAAAAUAUGGAAAAAUUCUCCUUAAUCACCUUCCACAUCCCACAACCCAACUCCUUAUCGAUCUUUGUACUGGUGACUUAUCUUUAGCCACCCAACGUCCUCGUUCUCCUGUUUCUCCUCUUUCUCCUCUUUCUCCUAUUUCUCCUAUUUCUUCGCCCAAGCCACCUCCUGUACGAAUUUUUAUGUCAUUAUUUGUGGACCAGCCAAAUUAUCUUAUUCAAUUCCUAGAGCAAGCUUCACAAAAACGUUGGGGAGGUUUCGGUAUUUCACGAAAACAUGAAAAGCUUACUGUUUCAAAGACUGGACCAAACAAGCUUGUUGUUGAUACGAAAGAAAAAAAAGCAGUUUGGAACACGCUUUUAGAACUUUAUUUGUCAGAGGCCUAUUUGCCACCAGUUAUUUCCGGCAAAGAUUCAAAAGGAAGAAAAUAUGGUGCUCCAGGAAAUUUUUCGGUUUCUACCGAGACUGAACGUGUUAAAGAGAAAUUGUUAAGGAAAGAUAAGGCGUUAAAAUUAUUGAAGAACCAGGAUAUCUCUUAUGAUUCAAAUCAAGCACUUGUUCUCUGUUAUUUAGCUCAGUUUGAUGAAGGAAUUAUUUAUCUUUAUGAAAAAAUGAAAAUGUAUGAAGAAAUUUUAAGAUUUUAUAUGGCUAAGGACGACACCGAUAGAAUAAUGCAAGCUCUAAAGACAUAUGGACCACAUGAUCAGUCUCUUUAUCUGUUAGCUCUAGCAUAUUUUUCCUCUUCUCCAACGACUUUGUCUACGUCUACUUCAGAACUUUUACAAAUCCUUGAUCACAUUGAUUCUCAUAACCUACUGCCACCAUUGCAAGUUAUUCAAGCUCUUAGUAGAAAUUCUAUAGCGACCUUGGCAAUGGUCAAAGGAUACAUGGGUAAAAGAAUUGAAAGCGAAAGAAAAGAGGCGAAAGCAAAUCGGAAAUUGAUACAAAAUUAUCUUACGAAAUGUACUGGUUGUCAUGGAACACUUGAUUUACCUGCUGUCCAUUUCUUAUGUCGACAUUCUUACCACCAACGAUGCCUACCAGAUUCAGAUCGUGAAUGCCCACAAUGUGCCCAUACGUAUCGAUUGAUUGCUGAUCAAAGAAGGGCACAAGAGAUUAAUGCUGAUAAACAUGACUUAUUCUUCGAAAAGUGA
Dentiscutata erythropus is the source of this 1170-nucleotide messenger RNA. NCBI's taxonomy places the organism in Eukaryota, Fungi, Glomeromycota, Glomeromycetes, Diversisporales, Gigasporaceae. The record is from the annotation of a GenBank genome assembly.